Molecule: messenger RNA, 947 nt
Organism: Labeo rohita (rohu)
Lineage: Eukaryota; Metazoa; Chordata; Actinopteri; Cypriniformes; Cyprinidae
Exons: 4
Coding region: 116-610 (164 amino acids)
Biological process (GO): dolichol-linked oligosaccharide biosynthetic process
Molecular function (GO): hexosyltransferase activity
Source: RefSeq, a predicted model, not a curated record
GAAGGAUGUGGUGAUAAGAGACCUUCCAGGUUUACGUUUUUGUCACUGUUUCUGUUUUCUUUUUCGUUUAUGUCUGAUUUCUGUUACAUUUAGCAAAGUCUGCCACUUUGAUACAAUGAAAACAGUAUUCGUAACUGUCGGGACGACAAGUUUCGAUGAUCUCAUCGGCACGGUGACUUCACAUGAAUCCGUGAAGGCAUUAAUUGACCGUGGCUACACAGACCUGGUGCUUCAGGUUGGCAGAGGUUCAGUUGUGCCUGAUCCAGACACCUGUCCAGGACUGACGCUUCAGGUGUUUCGUUUCAAAGACUCAAUCGCCGAGGACAUGAGACACUCAGAUUUGGUCAUCAGUCAUGCUGGAGCAGGAAGCUGUUUGGAAGCACUCGGAGCAAAUAAACCUCUGCUCGUUGUGGUCAAUGAUAAAUUAAUGGACAAUCACCAGCUGGAGCUCGCGAAGCAGCUGCAGGCAGAUUCACAUCUUAUCUACUGCACUUGCAGUACUCUGCCUCAGACGUUGAGGGAUAUGGAUCUGUCUGCUUUGACAACCUAUGUGCCUGGUCAACCACAGACAUUUGCCAACUUUUUAGAUAAAGCCGUUGGACUUGUUUGAGAGCUGUUUCUUGAACCAGGAAGAUUACUGAUGAAAAUUUAGCCUGAAGCUGAACUUGUUUUAAUGGUAACCGGACCUUCAGGAGUUGAUUGUUUGAGAAGAACUGGUUUUUACCAAACUAAUAAUUGACAUAUGAUGAUUGAUAUAUGCAUUGGAGGAGUGUUUAAUAAUGUGUAUUAAGUGUAUUAUGUAUUAUGCAGCGCUGUCUUUUUUUGACACAUUAUUUGUGUUAAAAUAUGAAAAAAGCUGUUGUUUAACCAUAGUCAUACAUUUUAAUUAAACUUAUUAUUAGAAAAUUUCAGAUUAUAGUAUUUGCUAAUAAAAAUGUUAUUUUAUA